Brassica napus (rape) is the source of this 460-nucleotide messenger RNA. RefSeq names its product auxin-responsive protein SAUR21-like. Gene Ontology annotation, biological process: response to auxin. The record is from RefSeq and is a predicted model, not a curated record. The coding region runs from base 1 to 285 and encodes 94 amino acids. Lineage: Eukaryota; Viridiplantae; Streptophyta; Magnoliopsida; Brassicales; Brassicaceae. The transcript has a single exon.
AUGGCUUUUUUUAGAGGUCUCUUGAGUGCAAGGAGGAUUAUUGGCCUCUCUGUAGCGGCUACAAGCAAAAGUACAGUUUCAGCGCCAAAGGGGUUUCUUGCGGUGUACGUUGGAGAGAGACAGAAGAAAAGAUUUAUAGUGCCAGUCUCAUACUUGAGCCAGCCUUCUUUUCAAGCUCUCCUCAGUAAAUCUGAGGAAGAAUUUGGAUAUGACCAUCCAAUGGGUGGACUAACGAUUCCUUGUCCUGAAGAUACCUUCAUCAACGUGACUUCUAUGCUUCAAUGAUGAUGUUCCAGAAGAAGAAAACACUGACAUUAGUUAGAGAUAGAAUAUCAUUCAAUGUACAUAUGUUUUAACUUUUUCGGAAAAUGACCAUUUGAAAAUUAAGUUCUUUGAUUUCUUCUCGUUGAUGAUAUGAAUCGUUGGAGAUAUCAUAUUAUAAUAAUAGUUUUGUGAAUAA